Molecule: messenger RNA, 3732 nt
Organism: Callorhinchus milii (elephant shark)
Lineage: Eukaryota; Metazoa; Chordata; Chondrichthyes; Chimaeriformes; Callorhinchidae
Product: ribosome-binding protein 1
Biological process (GO): protein transport
Cellular component (GO): endoplasmic reticulum membrane
Source: RefSeq, a predicted model, not a curated record
AAGUGCCACGAAUCCAGGGCAGCGGCACAGCUCCGGCUACGGCUCGUCUCACACUGUUCCUCCUCCUUUGAGCAGAGAGUGGCGGAGCGUAGAACCAGGGUCCCAAAAAGAAAAGAAACAAUAUAUAUAUAUAUAUAUACAUUACAUAUAUAUAUAUAUAUACCCUCCUACUGUCUAUUCACACAGAGAACACUGUAUUAACACCCACAAGGAAACAAGGGGGGGCUGUGACAGAGGGGAAAAUCCAGCUCCACGAGCUUCACACAGAUUGGGGUUUACUCCGAAAGAAAAUUGUCCAAAUAUGGAUAUGUAUGAUACCCAGACCUUAGGGUUUAUGGUGUUUGGUGGCUUCAUGGUCAUCUCCGCCAUAGGAAUCUUCUUGGUCUCCACCUUUUCCAUGAAGGAAACUUCCUAUGAAGAAGCACUGGCAAAGCAGAGGAGAGAGCAGGAAAAGGCCCAGCAGGUUAAAUCCGAGAAGAAGAAGAAGGAGAAAUCUGUUGAGAAGAAAGGAAAACCAAAGAAGAAGGAGGAGAAGCCCAAUGGAAGAAUUGUAGAAUCUGAGCCAGUCCAAGAGGCUUCGGAGGCAGAGGCUGAAGUUGAACCUGUUGCUAUUGUGGCGCCAACUAUUGAGGCUCAGGUUGCGGCUGUUUCUUCUCAUCCUACUCCAGAGAUCUCCCCCAGUGUCCAAAGAGAGAAGAAGAAGGAGAAAAAGGUGGCCAAGGUUGAACCUGCCCUCAGUCAGGUUUCAGCCCACCCUCUGGCCACAGGUUCCUCCAAAUCUGCUGCUGCCUCGACUCCUGCACCGAUGCUGGAGAUGGUUACCAAGGAAGUCCCAGUAAUGGCUGUCCCCCCUGUCGGCGCCCAGCAGAGUGCCACUGUCGCUACUACUCCUGCUGCGGGAACCAAAAAGACUGACGCAACUACCAACCAAGAUGAACCAAAGCUAGAUGCCCCAACUAAGAAGAAGGUUGCUCCCAAGAAGAAAUCCGAACCGCCAGCAAUUCCUGCUGACUCCUUGGAUGGCCCAUUGUACAUUCCCUACAAGUCCCUAGUCUCCACUGUCAGCAGCAUGGAUUUUAGUGAGGGUGAGGCCCAGCGACUGAUCGAAAUCCUCAUGGAUAAAGCUGGCAUUGUUCAGGACACCUGGCACACGGCUACUCAGAAAGGUGACCCAGUUGCGGCUUUGAAACGGCAGCUGGAAGAGAAGGAGAAGCAGUUUGUAGCAGAACAAGAGGACUCCAGUGCAGCCAAAAAUAAGCUUCGAGAGCUCAACAAGGAAUUUGGAGCUGAAAAAGCCAAGGCUGCUGCCACCGAGGCUAAACUGAAAGAGCAGCUGUCAGCACGGGGGGAGGAGUUGAACGCCAUGCAGACCCGCAUGCAGGCCAGCUACCAGGACCAUAUAACCGAGUCACAGCAGCUCCAGUCCAAGAUUCGAACCCUCCAGGAACAGCUCGAGAAUGGUCCCAAUGCCCAGAUAGCCCGUCUGCAGCAGGAGAACUCCAUUUUAAGGGAUGCCCUAAACCAGGCUACAAGUCAGACUGAGAGCAAACAAAACGCUGAACUGGCCAAACUGCGCCAGGAGUGCACCAAACUGACCAAGGAGCUGAAUGAGAAAUCCGAGUCCCUCCAGCAAGAUGAGCAGCAGAAGAAGUCUCUGGAGGCAAAGGUUGCCAAGUAUGAGCAGCAGAUAACGCAGCUUCAGUCAAAUAAGCAGGAAACUGAAAGCACAUUGCAGAAGAGGUUGGACGAUGUUAGCGAAGAGCUCCGUAAAUCUCAGAGCAGCCACACCAGCUUGCUGGCUAGCAUAGAGAAGACUAAAGGAGAGCAGCAGGCGACUCAAAGUAGCUUAAACGAUAUUCAGGCCAAGCUGGCUUCCGCAAAUGCAGACCAGAAAAGUAAAACAGAGGAGCUGGACAGCCUUCGGACCAAGCUGAUGGAAGCCAGUUCUGACAAAGCACAGCUGGAAGAAAGAAUUAAGUCAAUAGAGACACUGCUUGAGGCAGACCAGAGCAAAGAGACCGAGAAAGAAGUGGACCAGGCCACCCAAUUUGCAGCAAUAGAGGACCUGGAGAACAGACUGAAGGAAAAAGAUGCUCAGGUUUUUGCCCUGGAACGAGAGCUGCUGCAACUCAGAGAAAUAAGUGAUCAGCAAAAGAACAAAAACAAUGAGCUCCGUGAGAAAAACUGGAAGGCAAUGGAGGCUUUGGCAGCAGCUGAAACAAUGCGUGCAGAGAAAUUGAGUACUACAGAGAAAGCAAAGGAAGAGGCAGAAUGCCAGCUGAAUUCAGUGCAUAUACAAACCAAAGAGAUGCUGCAGCUGCUCUUCCCAGGGAUCCCUGUACCCUCACAACAGCUUUACAGUGAUUGGCUGCAAGAGUUCAAGGAGAAAGCCCUGGAGUCCCUGGAGGAACAAAAAAAAAGCACAGAUAUCUCAGAUGUAGCACUUAAAUUAAAAGAAGCAGAAGAAGCUCAGAGCACUUUACAGGCGGAGUGCGAUCAGUACAGAAUCGUGCUUGCUGAGACGGAAGGCAUGCUGAAGGACCUACAGAAAAGUGUUGAAGAGGAGGAGCACAUAUGGAAAGGAAAGAUAGGAGAGUCUGAAGCAGAACUUCGGAAGGCACAAUCGCAAGUGAAAACAUUAGAGGAGACAGUGGAGAGACUUGAGCUAGAAUCCCAAAACACAGAACAGAUGAAGGAGAUAGUGGCGCAGUUGGAGGCACAGCUGAAACUCCAGCUAGAAUCUGCCCAUACAGAAUGCCAGAAAUACUCAGUAGAAUUGGAAGAGUUGAGAGAUCUGUUAGGAGAAACACAAAACCAGCUCAAAAUGGCUAACUCAGAAGUACGGAAGCAGAGUGAAGAGCUUUCACUGGUGAGGCAGCAUCUGUGUGAAAUGGAGACUCACAUGCACGAUGGAGAGUCAGUUGGGUUGCAGGCCCACCACACUGAGCCAGAGCCAGGCGAGUUUAAGACCCAGCUGGAAGAAAGUGUGAACACAAGAGACUCUGAGCAGGCUCUGAGACAAAAACUGGCAGAAGAAUUUGAAGAGGCUCAGAGGUCUGUAUCACAGCUGCAGGGUGAGCUGGAGAAGGUGCAAGCGGCUGGGGACAGUGCCUCUGAUAGAGAGCACAUUGUCCAAUUUCAGGGAGAAGAGAAGAUGGCGGUGGAGGAGGAUGGUUUGAAGGAGGGAACAUCCGUCUGAAGACGCUACAUUUGCAGUAAACACUACUCAACCUGCCAGAUGCCUUACAGCUAUAAUAGUUCUUUUGCCAUUCCUAAACUGUGCGCUCAGUAUUGUACCGUAGUUAAUUACAAACCAUUGUUAGCGAACCAGAAAAAAUUGAAAGAUGCAGCCAACAUUUUUUAAAAGCUUUUUUUUCCUGAAGACACAUUCCAUCGGACAAGGCUCUUGACUGUGUCAGGAAGCCUCAGUCCAAAUGUCUCAUUUGUGUAUGUAACGGAUCGCCUGAAUGUUCAGUUUACAUGAAAAGGGAAAUGAAUGUACCGUGUGGGGAUCGUACAUUGAAUAGUGCAAUUACAUUUUUUUUCCACAAAAGGAAAGGAAAGGAACAAGUGAACAUUAGGUGUGUACCUGUUAUGUGUUUUAUUUUGCUUUGAAACACACCUCAGCUGGUUAGUAACAGAAUGGGUUUUGGUGGCAUUCUUUUUUCUUUCUCUGUUUCUUUCUUUCUCCGAAGAGGUCCACAAAACAAAUAAACCAUUGUAGCCACAUUU